Messenger RNA from Moesziomyces antarcticus, 3003 nucleotides. RefSeq lists its product as uncharacterized. NCBI's taxonomy places the organism in Eukaryota, Fungi, Basidiomycota, Ustilaginomycetes, Ustilaginales, Ustilaginaceae. Gene Ontology annotation, molecular function: protein serine/threonine kinase activity; ATP binding. The transcript has 2 exons. Gene Ontology annotation, cellular component: cytoplasm. Gene Ontology annotation, biological process: protein phosphorylation. Bases 1 to 3003 code for a protein of 1000 amino acids. The record is from RefSeq and is a predicted model, not a curated record.
AUGCCUGCAGCUCCAGGCGAGGCCACAGGCACGUCCGGCUCAUCAUCAUGUGGUCCGCAAGGUCCACCAGCAGCGAUCGAGCUUAACCUCGGCGCAAAACGGCUCGUCCGCUACUACCGCAUGGCUCGCAGUGGAGAUAGCGACGCCGCCGUCUUGGGCAAAGGCGGCUUCGGCUGCGUCUAUCGCUAUGCUCUCGACACGUCCUUCACCCCGCCCUCCUCGGUAGACCUCUCGCUCUCGCUUUCUCCCAGAGACGUCGGUCGACAUGCGUCUGGUCGAGAAGUCGUGCCUGUCAACGGCGCAUCCACGAGCAACAACACCCAUUCUCUUGGAAAGGCCUCGACGACCCUCAAGCCGCCCUCUCUGGUCGCAGUCAAGCUCUGCCGCACUCCCUGCUCUGGCUCUUUUGACGAGCUUCAAAAGACGAGCCUAGUCGACAAGAGAACGCGCAGAGCCGAGCUGCAGGACGAUCGCCGUACGCAUGUGAGGAUCGUCCGCGGCGAAGGUCGCAUCUUUGAAUACCUUCAAGCCGCUCAUCAAGUAUCCGAACAGUCGGGCGAUGUGCCCCUUGUCAAGCUGCUCGCUAAUCUCUCUCCAACAGGUAUCGACGCCAGACAAGAACAGCACAGCAGCCUCAGCAUGUCUGAAGACGAGGAAGAUGGCCCGCCGACUAGGCUACUCGUUUUUGAAAAGCUGAUCGAGCUCGAUGCAGAGCCCACCCCUAGGGGAUGGGCCAAGUCGAGAAAACCUUGGAGCCACGAAAGGGUCGAAAAGGUGGCGUUCGAGGUGAUGCAAGGACUCAGGUUUUUGCACGAGCACAACGUGACGCAUGGCGAUCUGAAGCCUUCGAACCUCAUGCUCGAUCCUCGAACGGGAGUGGUCAAGAUCAUCGACCUCGGAGCCAGCCGUCGUUUUGUGCACCUUUCCAACCGGGAGCGCAACAAUCGCCGCGCAGUAGAGCAACAAGACCGCCAGGCCCUGCUCAACGGUCGAGCCGUCCCUCGGUUGGCUCCCGAGCUUUGUGAGGGACUCGGCUCGCUCACCGGCUCUCCCUACUAUAUGGCUCCCGAAAUCCUCAUCCAAGCCACACGCUACAUUGACAUCUCGGGCAAGUCACGCUCGGUCUUGGAAGACUACGAGUACGACUAUCCCUCAUUCCUGCCUCGCGACCAGUGGUCCAUCUUCCAGAUCGGUCUCAGCGAUCUGAAGCGGGGAUGGGGUAUCCGUGCCGACAUCUGGAGCUGGGCAUGCACUGUGCAGGCUCUGCUGCUCAAGACGGUGGAAGAAGAGCAGCGACCCAGCAGCAGCACUAUUUCGCCCUAUGACUUUUCCUUUUCGCGCCAUCGCCACGAGAUGACCGAGCCGCUCUAUCAGAAGGCGGCAGGCGAGGACGAUGUGCCCCGCUUUCACCAGUGGUGCCGUGUGCUGCCGCUGCUGAUUGUGGGAAUCGCGCUAGAGCCAAUCUUGUUGGUUGCCCAGGCGGACGGCUGCUCUCCUGCGCUACGCUCAGCUCUCAAGGCGUCGCUGCGACACCAGGAUCUUCGUCCCACUGCCGACGAUCUUUUCAGCGCACUUCAAUCGGCACGAUCCUCGCCUCAGCGCACUAGCGACGCACGUUUGCAUCCGGCAGACGGGAUGGACGGGAGUCCACGACGCCAAGACAAAGCUGGACAGCUUGGUCAGCUGGGCGCAUCCGAGGCGGAUUAUGGCUCGCCGCAAAUUCGCAUCUCGGAGCUCGAGGGCUCGAGGCAGACGACACCAUCGCUGUCGCGAGGAACCUCGAGGACGAGCACACCGCAGCAUACGUGCGAGACGAUUGGCAGGAGCGCGUCCACUCGCACGCCCGAUCGGCUGAACAAGGGCAAGGUGCGACUCGCUGCGUGCUCGAUGGAGAUGAGCCCAGAUCGUACGGCGUCCAAGUCGUGUGGAGUUGACGACGAACGUGCGACGAGCGCCAUGAUGCUGCAGGGCUUCGAGCUAGUCAGCCCGCCGCGCAACCCCAAGCCGCGUUCGACUACUCUCGGCGACGCACCCCGACCGGCGACUGCCAACGCGCGUCUGCCAAGCCCCGGCACGUGGACACGAAGCGCCGAUGCGCUCCGCGCGGAAGCGAAUGCGCGCCAGAUGCCACGAUCGGCAAGCUCGGUUCGCGUCAAGACGAGCUCUCGACCAAGGACCAGUCCGAUGCUGCCCGAGUUUGGCCGCAGUGGCGGAUGCCUCAGCACACGGCUGGCAGGUCAGAUGGAGACUGCGACGGCGACCGCGACGGGUGCUGGUGUCGAGUGGGUCUCGGAUGCUGCGGACAGAGAUGGGCAGAACAGCCGAACCGGCGACGGCGAGCUGCGGCCGCCUCUGUCUGCGCGUGCAGUGCCGCUGUCUCCCGGCGGUUCGGGCCUGGAUGCGGCUAUGCGGGGUCUGCGAAAUCUAAAGCUCAGCCGACCGAGCCUGGGCUCGCAGAGGACGGGUGGGGAGACGAGUGCGCCGCACAGUCCGUCGUGGCACCUUCGAGGCUCAUCGAUGCCGGUGCUCGGACGAGGUGGAGAGAGCCGGGCUCAGGCGCAGGCUUGGACCACGCAGUUGGAUGGCAGCGGUAUCGGAGACUCGCCGCAAUGUUCGCUGGGAGAGGGCAAGGCGAAGCGUCAGAGCAACCUGAUGGCGACGCUCAAGGAGAAGCAGGUGCGACUCAAGUUUGGCACGCUCAAGCUCAAGGGGAGGCGCCAGGAGAGCGGCGAGGAUGCGCUGGGUGAUUGCAAGAUGCAGCGCGGUGGAACGGACAUGGUGACGGGCGACGUCGAGGUGCGAGUGGCCCAGCUGCCGACAAUUCGGGGAGGUGAGGGCACUCGGAGGGAAGAGAUGGCUUCGCCAAUGGCAGGGCACGGUGGGACACGGAGCCGAAACACGGGCAGCCGGUCAGGCACAGGCACGGGUGGCUCGGCGGAUGGCAAGCCGUCGUCGAAGCAGCUGCUGCGACGGCUGCUGACGUGGAGCGCCUCGUCGUCGUAA